Cydia amplana is the source of this 1507-nucleotide messenger RNA. Its product is annotated as interleukin enhancer-binding factor 2 homolog. Gene Ontology annotation, biological process: positive regulation of DNA-templated transcription. The coding region runs from base 230 to 1396 and encodes 388 amino acids. Gene Ontology annotation, molecular function: double-stranded RNA binding; DNA binding. Gene Ontology annotation, cellular component: catalytic step 2 spliceosome. NCBI's taxonomy places the organism in Eukaryota, Metazoa, Arthropoda, Insecta, Lepidoptera, Tortricidae. The transcript is spliced from 9 exons. The record is from RefSeq and is a predicted model, not a curated record.
UGGAAGACCGCGUCUUUUUUGCAAUCUAGCAUUUUUGCUUAAUUCCUGUGUAAACGUUAAUAAUUGACGGAAUAUUGUGUUAUAAAGUACAUAAGUACUAACCAAUACACUCGUCGCAACCUAUUUGAGUAAAAACGCUUACCGACAGUAUUAUCGUGUGAUUUAUCAAGCGGUCGUGUCGGGGCCGUACUCUUACUAGUUGUAGUUUGUUUUCGCGUAUCAGUGAAACAUGGUUCGCGGUACGGGUAGAGGAGGCCGUGGUAUGCCUGGGCGCGGUGGUAUGGGCCGCCCGCCGUUCAACAGGCCGAGGGUGCUGCUGUUGCGCCCUCCUUUUGAUCUGGUUAUGGCCGAGCCUGCUUUCCCUAGAUGUAAACCUGCCCCUGAUGACUCUGCACUUACACAGGCUCUGUUAAAGAGGCAUGCAGAGCUGUGCCCGACCCCGGCGGAGCAGUCUGCUGUGCUCAGCCUGGUCACCAAGCUGCAGACGGUGCUCGACAACCUGGUGGUGGCUCCGGGAGACUUCGCUGCUUGUCAACUGGAGGAAGUGAGGCAGGUUGGCUCCUACAAGAAGGGCACUAUGAUGGCCGGCAAGAACGUGGCCGAUAUUGUGGUCAUCAUGAAGACGCUGCCCACCAAGGAGGCUGUUGAGGGGCUCUCCAACAAGGUGACGGAGGAGCUGAACAAGUUGCUCGCAGCCGAAGGCGGAGGCUCCGUGACGUGCUCCUGCCACGAGCGGGGCUUCACCGCGCAGGGCGCCGCCGCCGCCGUGCGCGUGCUCGUCACCACGCUGCACCACAACCUGAGGAAGCUGGAACCGGAGGUUCACUUGGAGUACAAAGUGAUCAGCAGCCACCUGGCCGCCAUCCGUCACAGCCGCUGGUUCGAGGAGAACGCACACCACUCCUCCAUUAAGGUGCUUAUCCGGCUGCUCCGAGAUAUGUGCGCGCGCCACGCCGGACUCGAACCCCUCACCCCGUGGAUGAUCGACCUGCUGGCGCACCACUGCAUCAUGAACAACCCGCAGCGACAGGCGCUGCCCAUCGCACAGGCGUUCAGACGCUCGUUGUCCCUGCUAGCCGGAGGCCUGUUCCUACCGGGCUGUGCCGGCCUCUCGGACCCGUGCGAGGCCGCGCACGCGCGCGCGCACACCGCGCUCGACCUGCAGGCGCAGGACAACGCCGCCGCCACAGCGCAGACACUCCUGCGCGUGGUGGCUCGCGGCGGUCACCGCUACGUCCUAGGUCUGCAGCUCUUCGAGGGUGGCAAGGACAUCUCCGGCGAGAUCACCGUCUGGGACGGAGUAGUGGUCUCCCCCCUGGCACCCGCUUACAGCGACGCCCCCGAGCCCAUGGAUACUGACGACAAAGAAGAAGAGCAAGACGGCGUGGCGGCUUGAACCAAACUUUAAGCAAUACUUUAAUUUUAGUAUGAAAUCUUUAAAUAAGUAUGACAUGCGACCAUACUUUAAGAUUGUAUGAGAUCUUUAAUAAAUUCUUCUUUAACUUUA